Penicillium brasilianum is the source of this 1049-nucleotide messenger RNA. The record is from the annotation of a GenBank genome assembly. Lineage: Eukaryota; Fungi; Ascomycota; Eurotiomycetes; Eurotiales; Aspergillaceae.
AUGUCGUCUAUGGAUCAAGUCUUCGCAGGCUAUGCCGCCCGAACAGCCGCUCUCAAAGCCAACAGUAAUCCCUUCGCCAAGGGCAUUGCUUGGGUUGAAGGGCGGCUCGUUCCUAUUAACGAAGCUCGAAUCCCAUUAAUGGACCAGGGCUUCUUACACGGCGAUCUCACGUACGACGUACCUUCGAUCUGGGAUGGGCGAUUCUUCCGUCUAGACGAUCAUCUCUCAAGACUCGAAGCCAGUUGCCAUAAGCUACGCAUGCGACUACCUCUCCCAAAGGAACACAUUGAGCUAAUUCUCAAUGAGAUGGCCGCGAAGUGCGGGAUCAAGGAUGCAUACGUCGAAUUGAUAGUUACUCGCGGGCUCACCGGCGUACGUGGUUCUAACCCCGAUCAACUUCGCAAGAAUACGCUGUACAUGUUCAUUCUGCCCUACGUCUGGGUGAUGGAGCCACAGGUGCAACGUACCGGAGGCUCUGCUGUCGUCGCCCGUACGGUCAGAAGAACUCCCGUGGGAUCUAUGGACCCGACCGUCAAGAAUCUACAAUGGGGAGAUCUGACCCGGGGUAUGCUGGAGGCUGCUGAUCGAGGUGCUAUGCACCCGCUCUUGACAGACGGAGAUGGGAAUCUCACAGAGGGAUCUGGCUUUAAUAUCGUGCUCGUGAAAGACGGGGUUCUGUUUACCCCCGAGCGCGGGGUUCUGGAGGGAGUGACCCGCAAAAGUGUGCUUGAGAUAGCACGAGCCAAUGGUAUCGAUGCCCGCGUGCAAUUUGUGCCCGUGGAGAUGUUGUAUCAUUGUGAUGAGUUAUUUAUGUGCACUACUGCUGGGGGUAUUAUGCCUAUUACCUCGUUGGAUGGGAAGCCUGUUAAGGAUGGAAAGAUAGGCCCGAUUACGAAGCACAUCUGGGAUGAUUAUUGGGCGAUGCAUUAUGAUUCGAGGCACAGCUAUGCUAUUGACUACGCUGGCUCUGGACUGCAGAGUUCGGGGACCGCGCGAGUUCAGAAGCUCUAGUUGAGCUAUGGGAUUUCGUUCAUUUCAUAUGGAUAAAU